Messenger RNA from Synchiropus splendidus (mandarinfish), 4793 nucleotides. It is a transcript of the gene xylt2, whose product is annotated as xylosyltransferase II. Gene Ontology annotation, biological process: heparan sulfate proteoglycan biosynthetic process; chondroitin sulfate proteoglycan biosynthetic process. The record is from RefSeq and is a predicted model, not a curated record. Lineage: Eukaryota; Metazoa; Chordata; Actinopteri; Syngnathiformes; Callionymidae. Gene Ontology annotation, cellular component: membrane. Gene Ontology annotation, molecular function: protein xylosyltransferase activity. The transcript is spliced from 11 exons. Bases 49 to 2688 code for a protein of 879 amino acids.
ACCCGACGUGUCCUGUGCGCGCGCCCCCGGGUUGCGGGAGAGGUAAAGAUGGUGGCCAGCGUCCGUGUCCAGAAGCUCCUGCGACGAUAUAAACUAGCCAUUGCCGCAGCGUUGACCAUCCUUCUGAUUCAGGGACUGGUGGUAUGGAGCCUGCGCAGUCUGGAGGAAGGGGAGACGGAGAAAAAAACAAGGCGCUCCAAGCUGCCUGACCACAACAGCCCGGACAUCAAGAAAGACGCCGCGCAUGUGGAGAAACAAGUCUCUUUGUCAGGCAGAAACCAAGAGAGAUGGAGUUCCAAGUUAGAAAGGACUGGGGGGACAGCAGCCAGUGCCCUUAGGCGAGGGACCAGUCGCAGGGUAGGGAAGCCCAGCAUCAGGUUCAAAGCUCCUCAAGAGGCAGGGAUGAUGGGAGCAGGACUAGAGGGUGUGGUCCCUCAUGACCCAUCCAGCAGUCGGAACUUCAGCGACGCUAAAAGUGGGCCAGGCGGUGCCGCUCAGGUGCCAGUUGUUGCUUUACCAGGGGAGCCGGGCAGUGUGGAUGGUGCACAUCAGGCCUCGAGCAGCGACUUUGAACCAAAGUGUGACAUCAUGGGCAAAGAUGCUCUCUCUGCACUGCAUCGCGCUGGCUCGCAACAGUGCCGGCAGGAGAUCGCCAACAUCGUGUGCCUGCAUCAGGCCGGGCGGCUCAUGCCAGACGCCCUCCCACAGUUCUGCCCCCAGAUUGGUGUCCUGAAUCCGGUCCAGGCUGCGGCAGAGAUGGACAUCAGUGUCUCCACGGUGGACAACCCUGUCAGGGUGGCGUUUGUGUUGAUGGUACAUGGUCGGGCCGUCCGGCAGCUCAAACGUCUCAUCAAAGCCAUUUACCACCGGGACCACUACUACUACAUCCACGUGGACAAGCGGUCCGGUUACAUGCACCGAGAGGUCCUGCAGAUAACCCAACAGUACCCCAAUGUCCGUGCCACGCCAUGGCGGAUGGUGACCAUCUGGGGUGGUGCCAGUCUCCUGAAAGCUUACCUGCACAGCAUGCAGGACCUGCUGUCCAUGCUGGACUGGAAGUGGGACUUCUUCAUCAAUCUCAGUGCCACAGACUUCCCCACCAGAACAAAUGACGAGCUGGUUGCGUUUUUGUCGCAGAACAGAGACAAGAACUUCCUGAAGUCCCACGGUCGAGAGAAUGCACGCUUCAUCAAGAAGCAGGGCCUGGAUCGGCUCUUCCACGAGUGCGACAACCACAUGUGGCGACUCGGUGAGCGCAGCAUCCCGGGUGGCCUGGAAGUCUCGGGUGGGUCUGAUUGGUUUGCGCUCACCCACCGAUUCGUGGAGUACGUGGUCAACUCCCAGGAUGCCCUGGUGUCUGGGCUAAAGCAGUUCUACUCCUACGCUCUGCUCCCCGCCGAGUCCUUCUUCCACACGGUGCUGGGAAACAGUCAUAUGUGCGACAGCCUGGUGGACAACAACCUGCGCGUCACCAACUGGAAUCGGAAACUGGGCUGCAAGUGUCAGUACAAGCACAUUGUGGACUGGUGCGGCUGCUCGCCCAACGACUUCAAACCUCAGGAUCUGAUCCGCAUCCAGCAACUGAGCCGGCCCACGUUCUUUGCUCGCAAAUUUGAGUCCACGGUGAACCAGGAGGCCAUCGACAUCCUGGACACACACCUGUACGGUCAGUACGCCCCAGGCACCGCGGCCAUCAAGGCGUACUGGGAAAACCAGUACGAUGUAUCCGAUGGCGUGAGCUCCCUCAGUGACGUGGCCUUCACCGCGUACACGUCUCUUGUUCGCCUCUGCCUAAAAAGUCAUCUCACCGCGUCAGGCAGCGCAGAUUCCUGCAGGUUUGAGCCGGUGGGCGACCUUCGCUCCGUUCACUUGUACUUCUACGACGACCAUUUUCAAGGUUACUUGUUGCGCCAGCAAAUGCAAGCCAAAGGGUCAAAGGUGAGGGAGACGGUGGAGAUGUGGGCUGUGCCUCAGGCUACUCUUGUUCUGGAGACCAAUCUGAAGGAGUUUGAACGGCUGAAGAACCUAGAGAUCAGCACCGAGUGGGACCCCAAAGAACGAAUUUUUCGGAAUUUCGGCGGCAUCAUCGGCCCUCUGGACGAGCCGCUGGCUGUGCAGAAGUGGGCUCGUGGGCCAAACCUCACCUUCACUGUGGUGUGGAUCGACCCGGCCUUUGUGGUGGCAGCUUCCUAUGACAUCACUCUGGACUUGGAUACUGAAUACACUCAAUACAAACCCCCUCUGCAGCGCCCCCUGCGGCCCGGCACUUGGACGGUGCGAGUCUUGAAACAGUGGCGUCGAGUGGCAGAAGUUCACUUCCUAGUUGUCCCACUGACCGUCAGAAACAAGGAGCCGCUCCGUUCAGACGAGGACAGCUGGCUGCACUCCGGGCCGCCAGGGAACCUCUACCUUGACCAGAGUCUUCAGCAGCUGAGCUCGGUGCUGAAUCUUCCACCACAAGAAGGUGCCAUGCAAGAGGCCCAGCGCCAAGCCCGGCUGGUGGGCCCGGCCCUUGACGCCUGGGUGGACCGAAGCAUGGGGGCCUUCUGGGCCAUCGGGGAGGUUUGUGUGACUCAGACUUCACCCUGCACUGCCUUGCCUCUGUGCUCCAAAACCUCCUGGAGCUCCCUGUCGCCUGACCCCAAGUCUGAACUGGGUCCAGUGAAGAGUGACGGCAGAAUCAGGUAGCCUCCAACUCGGUACUGAAGACAAAAAACCCACAAACCUGAACGCUGGAAUUUUGCACAUUGAUGACCACAAACGGACGGUUUGCCGAAUGGUCUCACAGAUCCAGAGGUGUCAUGUUUGUAUGGAGGCCCGCCAGUCGGGGUCGCACACACCCGGUCCGCUGGUGUGGACUCUUUGUUCGUCUUCAUUUCAAGGGAGAAUCGUGUUAUUGUGCUUAUUUUGAAGCAUUGUUGCGUGAGCAUGAGGCAGAAGUGCACUUUACUGUAGGAGGACCUAAAGGCAGAGGUCCGAAGGGACGCGGGCGUUUGGGAGGUCUCGCGUCUUUCAUUUCACGUACAUGCGAGACGAAGAACCAGCACAGACAUCAGUCCAGUGUUUUUAUAACUGUCUAUUUGUUUACUUAGCCGCAGCAGUCAGUCUGCGUUUUUAGCGUGAGGACAUUCACUUGAGACUCAAAAUCCCACAUUUUCAUGAAGGUCCAUCAUUACAGCUUUAAACUAGUCUUUUUAAAAUGGAAAUUGUUCUUUUUUUUUAAUUGUGAUUUUGGAGCUCAAGUGACUGCACUCGCUUCUGUAGCUGCUAAAUGUGUUCAAUUCAACCAUGAACAAUCAGCCUAGCGAGCUGCUGUGUUGAAGGAAGUGCCUAGUCAUGUGAUCGGACGUUACAGAACAGUCGAGACCAAGUUUGCAGCUACACAAACCUUUCACUGAAGUCGAUGUCAGCUCAGUGUUUACAUCAUCACCCUUUUGUUUCCUCACAUUUCUUCAUUGCACCUCAUCCUUGUUGAAAUUCCUGUCACCAGUGGAGUGUAGUUUUACCUCCACUCACAUAGGAGUUGUUUCUGGGGUUCACUCAUGCGCUGACCAAUGGCCGUUCUACUUUCAGUACAAUGUUAGAAACGACACCAUUUCAGUUCAGCAAGCAUUUGUGUUCUCAGUGCGCCGAUGUGAGUUUGGUAAAAGCCUGGAGACACGCAUCGAUUACCUCAUAAACCUUCCUGUUCUGUUCACAGUGAUGUCAUGGUGCAUUCAGGUGCGUGGGAAAGCUUGACAUCUGCAUUCUCCUCCCUCUCCUCCUUCAUUUUAAUAGAGCACCGAGGCUGUCACUCCAGUCACGCAUUACUUUAGAAGAAGCUCAUUUCAAUCCCACGUCAGCAGUUUGUUACAGGAAGUGUGUUGGCUGCUGACAAGCUCGUGCCGGCCUCGCCGCUGCUCUUCAACUUCGGUGUCAGACAAGGAGCAUGUCUUUGUGGCGAGCUCCACCAUUCUCACUCGCUCAGCCGUCCGCCCACCUGCUGUCCUGAAGGAAGACAAGUUGAUCGGGACAAGAGGAAGUGGCCCCCGGCUUGAUUGAUUAAAGCCUGACUGUUACAACAGCACCUGAACGCACCAUCCAGACUUCUAAUCUGUAAAGAGGUUGUCCUUCAUCUCUUGUCCAGUUCCAGCUUCAGCUUGGGUUCGUGGUCCAUUGGUUCCAUGAUUGGUCCCUGUGGGAUCAUUCCACUGGGCUGCUCCAAGAUCAGUGCCGCACGCCAAUUUUAAAUAUGGUUGCACACCAUUAUGACCACUGAUGGCUGAGAGAGCCGCGGUUGUCAUGGCACCUGUCAGUGGGAUCUUUCCAGCAACAAGCUUCUGUGCUGAUGCGGGAGAAGGGUUCGGAGGGUGACAGACUGUGCCUAAUUGGGAUGCGUCUUGGCUUCUCCACCUACAUGUCGAGAGAGACCGCACUCCAGAGCUGACACGAGCAGACACCCGUCUGAGAACUGGCUCGUAAUGAACGGAUGUCCCUGGAAUCACUGAGUAAUGAUGUGCCAGUUUGUUUAGUGACUCUCCAGACGUCAUCGUGUUUGUGACGGCUGAGAAAUGUGGCUCCACCUCCUGGCAAGAUAUGAACUGCGAAAUGUGCAAUGACCAACCGUUGGUCCGUUUCUAAGUGGCCUUGAGAGGGAGGAGGUGCUUGCUGCCUCUGCGGCUCUCCUGGAGACCCCGUGUUUUUUUGAGAGGAGUUGUGCGGCAGUGAGUCAUCCCCUGGUGAUUUAAACAAGUGUAGCCCCAACAUUUCAUGGCAGGCGUUGUGACUCAAUAAAGAGAAAGUGAACUGUUGAA